Messenger RNA from Sander lucioperca (pikeperch), 2839 nucleotides. RefSeq names its product GRAM domain-containing protein 4-like. The record is from RefSeq and is a predicted model, not a curated record. Lineage: Eukaryota; Metazoa; Chordata; Actinopteri; Perciformes; Percidae. The transcript has 20 exons. Gene Ontology annotation, biological process: negative regulation of toll-like receptor 9 signaling pathway; apoptotic process. Bases 298 to 2082 code for a protein of 594 amino acids.
UGUCUGCCAGCCGCUGGCGACCCCGCCCACAGCAGUGAUUAUUGUGUCUGGUACAGAAACGCGGUCCGGUUUUUACUCCACAAAACCUCCUCGUCUAGACUAACUGCAUAAGACAGAGGAGGGAGGGUGGUCUGGAACGGGUCUGAGAGAAGCUUGGUCCGGUUUGGAACGGGUUUGACCCGGUCUGGACCAUUGGUAAAGAGAGACGGAGGGAAAGUUUGCUUCAGCUACGGUUCACGUCUCUGCAGCGCCGCCGGCAGUCAUGUUCAGGUAGAGACCGGCUCCACGGCGCCCACCAUGCGGAAGCAUCUGGACAGGAUCCGGUUCCGGGGCCAGAGACGGGACGAGUUCCUGGAUCUGGUCGAUUCGCCCAACACGUCGGACACCGAAUGCACCGAGGAGGCCGUGACUAAAGCUCCGGUCUCCGUCAGAGAGCCGGAGGAGCAGAGGGAGGCGGAGGGAGAGCAGCAGGGUGACGCCCAGGCCGGCCCGGGAUCAUUUUCUGCAGCUCUCCAAGACGACGCGAGGACCGAUCUUAACGAGGUCAAAGGUCACCUAGAAAUCGCCUUGUUAGAGAAACACUUCCUACAGGAGGAGCUGAGGAAACUUAAAGAGGAGUCCAACGUGGACUCACUGAGACAGGAGCUGGAGAGGGAGCGCAGCAGGUGCAUCGAGCUGGAGCAGAAAAUCAACAAUGUCCUGAAACCCAGACUCGAAGACUCACCUUCUCAGACACCUAAAGCCCCGUCUCCUCCUCCUCCUCCUGCAGUCAGCAGUACAGACAAACAGAAAGACACUUUGUCCAGCAGCUUCCUAAAAUGGCUUUAUGAUCGUUUUGGCGUUUAUAUCGAGGACUUCAGCUUCCAACCGGAGGAGCAGACGGUGGAGGCGGAGGAGCCGCUGAGUGCCAAGAGGUUGACUGAAAACAUGAGACGGCUCAAACGAGGAUUCAAACCUGUGACCAACUUCAAGAGGAACCUUACUGCCCUAUCCAGCUGGAACUCCGUCUACACGUCGGCCAUCGCCUUCAUCGUCUACAUGUACGCAGCGUGGCACGGCUGGGCCGUCCCCAUGUUCCUGUUCCUCGCCAUCCUCCGACUCUCCUUAAAUUGCCUCAUCGCCAGAGGCUGGAGGAUCCAGUGGAGCAUCGUACCUGAAGUCUCAGAGCCCGUGGAGCCUCCUAAAGAAGACCUGACUGUCUCAGAGAAGUUCCAGCUGGUUCUGGAUGUCGCUCAGAAAGCUCAGAAUCUGUUUGGGAAGAUGGCCAACAUCCUGGAGAAAAUAAAGAAUCUGUUCAUGUGGGUUCAGCCAGAGUUGACUCAGAAGCUGUACAUCGGUCUGUGGGUGGCCUUCAUCUCCUCCUGCCUGCUGCCGUUCAAACUGCUGGGAUUCUUCAUAGGUGUGUACGCAGGUAUAAAGUUCUUCAUCAUUGACUUCAUCUUUAAGAGUUGUCCCAAGCUGCGGCAGCGCUACGACACGCCCUACAUCAUCUGGACCAAUUUACCCACCGACCUGCAGCUGAAGGAGCGCAGCAACACCACGCUGAGCAGACGGCUGUCUGAGUGUGAACAGCCCACUGCGACGAGCGCCCGAGGGAGCGUCGGUGCUGCAGCUCCUCUGGGUGUCAGCCGGGACGAGGAUGGAGGACGGUACUACAGCACCAAGAGAGGAGCUUUUCACGAAGUCUUCAACCUGCCGGAGAGUGAGCGCCCUCUGACAGUGUGUGAGAACGGCUGGCGCUGCUGCCUCAUCAACAGAGACCGGAAGACACCGACAGACUACAUCCGCAACGGAGUCCUCUACGUCACCGAGAAUCAUCUGUGUUUCGAGAGCUCCAGCUCCAGAUCUGGAUCCUCCAAGAGGAACAAAGUCAUCAAACUGCUCGACAUCACUGACAUCCAGAAGUACAAAGUUUUGUCUGUGCUGCCUGGAUCUGGGAUGGGCAUCUCCAUAGCGACACCAUCCACCCAAAAGCCGAUGGUGUUCGGCGCGAUGAUCCACAGAGACGAGGCCUUCGACGCCAUCUUCACUCAGUACAUGAAGAUCGUUACCAUGGCUACAGCCACCGAACCGGAGACAUAGUAACGCCGUCACGCGACGGGCUGCCCUCGCACACACAAACACUGGACCUGUUUCACUGUAUUCGCCAGUGACGUCUUGAAACAGCUGCUGACGUCCGAUUGAGCUGCUCUCGCAUGAUCAGGGUCAGCUCUUCAGCCAACAAACUCAAUGAUCCCGUGACAUCACUGGUUGAUUAAUAUAGAGCUCAACAGUAAGCCUGAAUGGGGAAAAUCACUUCCGGAAAAAAGAGCCAUUCGAAAAGUCAAAGGCGGUCACCGUUGAGCUCUUUUACAUCAUCCGAUUCUAACAAAUCACUGAUUUUAUGUCCGAAUCAAGCGAUAACCAUUCCAAUCACUGUUCUUAAACCGUUUCGCAGAAAGCUCCCCCCAAGGCAGACCACUUUACGUCUUUUUGAGUGUUAAUUUACCAUAAAUUCUCAAAUGAAUGGCUGGGAUUUAAAUCUCAAAUAAUGGUCGGAAGGUGGCGUUACCUGAAACAUAAUGAUGAUAAUAAUAAUCACUUGAUUUCUGUACAACAGUCAUGUCACACUCGCCACUCUGCUAAAAAUACUUUCUCUGUAUAAUACUAAUACUAUUCUCAAACACUGAUUAUUUCCAGUUGUUUCUUCUUUGCCGUUGUUUUUAUUUACUCUAUCCCUGCAGUCAUUGAAGCUCAACACUUCCUGCACAGAUGCUUCACAUUAAAAGCCCUCCAAGGGCACAAUUCCUUUCUUACUUGAAAGGCUUUUAAUGUGACACAUCUGCAGGAACACUGAUAA